AUGAAGAUCGGCCGCGAGGAGGGCAUUCGCGCGUUCUGGAAGGGCAACGGGCUUAACAUCGUCCGCAUCUUCCCUUACUCCGCCGCCCAGUUCACGUCGCACGAGCAGUACAAGAUUCUGCUGGCGGGGACGUCGGGGCAGCUGACCGUGCCGCAGCGGCUGAUGGCGGGCGCCAUGGCGGGCAUGACAGCGACGGCGCUGACGCACCCGCUGGACACGGUGCGGCUGCGGAUGGCCAUGCCCACGUCGGGUUACUCGGGGAUCUCGCACGCCUUCGGAACGAUCAUUGCCAAGGAGGGCCCGCUGGCUCUAUACAAGGGCAUCUUCCCUACACUGCUGGGUAUCGCCCCAUAUGCUGCACUCAACUUUGCAUCAUAUGACCUGCUCAAGUCGUCGCUGUACAAGUCUGGUGCAGUGAAAGAGUCGAUUCCCAAUAACUUGCUCAUGGGGGCGACAGCUGGUACCAUUGCCACCACUGUGUGCUACCCUCUUGACACUGUGCGGAGGAGAAUGCAGAUGAAGGGCCAGGUGUAUCGCAACACCAUGGAUGCAUUUGCAACCAUGGCAAGGACAGAAGGCCCACGGGGCUUCUACCACGGAUGGUGGGCCAACACUCUCAAGGUCGUACCCCAAAACUCCAUCCGCUUUGUGGCGUAUGAGUUUUUCAAAUCAGUUGUGGGUGUCAAGAAGGCAAAGACCGACACGUGA
Closterium sp. Naga37s-1 is the source of this 708-nucleotide messenger RNA. The record is from the annotation of a GenBank genome assembly. NCBI's taxonomy places the organism in Eukaryota, Viridiplantae, Streptophyta, Zygnematophyceae, Desmidiales, Closteriaceae.